GUGAAAACAAGCCGUACAGCAGCUAAGGGCUUUUGAUAUUUUGCUUAAUAACCUAUCUUCAUUUUAGCUACAAACAAGGGUGCAGCUUUUACAGUAGAAAAGAGAGCAAUAAAUGUUUUGAGUUUUUGAUUUUCCGUCCUGCAGAUGUGAGAGUGUGAACGCAGCUGCUGCGUUAAGGGAGCGUCUUUAAAAAGAUGUGCGAGGAAAUAAACGUCGAGCUGCGGCGGUAGCCAGGGGUCUGCACUCACUUUCAGUCUCAACAGAAGAAUAUAAAGUUAAGUGAAGCUGGAGAGAUGCCUGCACCAGAGAGCGACCAUGCACAGCGUGUCCUGUCCUCCCUGAACCAGCAGAGGGCAGUAGGGAGGUUUUGUGAUGCAGUGUUGAAUGUGGGAGGCGGUGUGGUCUACCUGGCCCACCGCAACAUCCUCGCCUGUUUCAGUGAGCUGUUCCAACAGUCCAACAUGCCCGCUGCACCGUGCAUGGAGUUCUGCCUGCAGGAAUGCCCCAACGAUGGCCUCGAGCUGCUCCUGAACUUCGUCUACACCGGAGAGCUGAAGCUGAAUCCAGACAACCUGGAGAAGGUGCAGCAUGCAGCGUCCAGCCUGUGUGUGCCAGAAGCUUUGGCUCUCUGUGAACGCUACAAGGAAACCUCUGUGGCUGCUGCUCCUUUGAAGCGUAAAAGAGGAAGACCUAGAAAGUCCAAAUCAGACACAAACCCCCCUUGUUCAGUCACAGAUCAGACCUUGCUCACAGUCAAGAAACAGGAGUCCAUCGUUGAUUCUGUUACACAUAAUUUUAGCAUGGCUGCCACUACUACUGCUACAACCUCUGCAACCACAACCACUCGCUCCGGUCGAGUGGUUAAAGGCCCCAGGCGACUGGUGACUGAUGAGACCCCCCCUACUGAUUUUACAGCUACUGAAAAAGCCAACAAGAAGGCGCCGCUUAUUCCUGCAGAGAAAGAGAGCAGUGAUGAUGUUGUGGAGAACCAAAACCCAGAUCAGCCAACUGAGAUAAACGAGUUGCAGAUUGACAUAAACGACAAAGGUGUUAGCCGGGUGAUUGAGGAAGCAGACGAGGAUGAUGACGGGGGUUUUGAGGGCAUCACUGAAGACUCAGAUGAGGAGUAUGUUCCUGUUAAUGAACCCUCCUCUUUAGCUCCGUCCACAUCAACAGCACGGAGGCGAAAGUCGCAGAUUAAAUUGGACAAAAACGGAAACGGUGAGGUGGCGGAAGAAGACUCGAAGAAGGACUCUGUGCAGUGCCCCAUCUGUCACAAAUCCUUCAAGAGCAAAUACUACCUCAAAGUCCACAACAGGCGGCAUACAGGGGAGAGACCCUUCGGUUGCCUUAAAUGUGGAAAGAGGUACUUCAGAAAGGAGAAUCUUUUGAUACAUGAGUUCAGAAACUGUGCAACAGCACAGAUAUACCCCUGCCCGACAUGUUCCUCAACAUUUAAUGGAAAAGAAGAGCUCCGUGUGCACAUUAUCUCCCACACAGGAGACAUGCCCUACAAGUGUUCAACAUGUACUGAACAAUUUAUGUACAAGAAAAACUUGACAUUUCACAUGAUGAAGAUCCACGGUCAUCCCAAACCACACGCAUGUUCACAGUGCCCCAAAACCUUCUUAACUCGGACAGAGCUGCGAGUGCACGAAGCGGCCAAACAUCGAGGCGAAAAGCCGUUUGUGUGUGAGGAGUGUGGCCAUCGAGCGUCCAGUCGAAACGGCCUGCAGAUGCACAUCAAAGCCAUACACAGAAAUGAGCGUCCUUUUGUGUGUAAUUUGUGUGGCCAUGCAUUCUCCCAGAAGAACAACCUCAACAUGCAUUUGCGUGUACACAGCGGUGAAAGGCCGUACCAGUGUCACCUCUGUGGAAAAACCUUCAGGACACAAGCCAGUCUAGAUAAACACCAUCGGACACACACAGGUGAGCGUCCCUUCAGCUGUGACGUGUGUGAGCAGCGCUUCACAGAGAAAGGCGCUCUUGUCCGCCACAAGGCCAGCAAACACGAGGAAGGCCGUCCCCACUGUUGUCACAUAUGUAAUAAAACCUUUAAAGCGAGGGAGCAACUUCGUGUCCAUCUGCGUCGCCAUAAAGGCAUGAGGAAGUUUGAGUGCAUAGACUGCGGCUACAAGUUCACUCGACAGGCACACCUGCGACGUCACGUUCAAAUCCACAAACGCACCGAGAACUACAACCCUCGGCAGAGGAAACUGAGGAACGUGAUCGUGCAGGAUGUGGAAGGAAGUGAAAACGAAGCUACUAAAACUGUGGAGGCCUCGCUGAUCGCAGACGAGACAGGUUACGUCCAACACACCGCCACCGCCGUCCAGCAAUCCACAAACCCAGAACCUGAAUCUGCGUCAGCCCUCAAUUCUAGUUGCAUAGUGAGAGUGGUGAUUGGGUCGAGUGACGCGGCGAUGGAGGGCGUGGUGUCCAAUCAGAACCUGGGACACGUCCAGGCGGUUCAUGGCUUCUCUGUGCCAGCGGUGUUGCAGCAAACACAGCUGGUCUCGGAGGCGUACGAGUCCACGGUGGAUAUGGAAGGAAUCGUUGGGAAUAUAUCAGAGAGUAAGACCUGAGACUGUGUGCAACCAGCUCAAGAGUUACUGUGAAGGACACUUUAUACAUGAGAAGCACUUAAAUCUGCUGUGAGGGAUGGUGACGCACCGCUGGAAAUAUUUGGCUUUACAGAUCCCGAGACAGAAGAAACUGCAAUAAAGUCGACUACUGUUGAGUUUCCACACGUUGGCGAACAGAAGUGAAUAGUUUUCAUGCUUUUGGUAGUUAAUAUACAAUAUAUGAACUGCAUGUGUGUGAAAUUUGCUUGAAUGUUUAAUUUUGGCUUGUUUUUAAGCCCUCUUUAUCAAUGUGCCUACUGCAGCUGGAAAAUGAGUA
Scomber scombrus (Atlantic mackerel) is the source of this 2901-nucleotide messenger RNA. It is a transcript of the gene zbtb48, whose product is annotated as zinc finger and BTB domain containing 48. The coding region runs from base 294 to 2585 and encodes 763 amino acids. Gene Ontology annotation, biological process: regulation of transcription by RNA polymerase II. NCBI's taxonomy places the organism in Eukaryota, Metazoa, Chordata, Actinopteri, Scombriformes, Scombridae. Gene Ontology annotation, molecular function: protein binding; RNA polymerase II cis-regulatory region sequence-specific DNA binding; DNA-binding transcription factor activity. The record is from RefSeq and is a predicted model, not a curated record. The transcript is spliced from 11 exons.